Nyctereutes procyonoides (raccoon dog) is the source of this 4115-nucleotide messenger RNA. RefSeq names its product integrin subunit alpha 7 (gene ITGA7). The record is from RefSeq and is a predicted model, not a curated record. Gene Ontology annotation, cellular component: integrin complex; external side of plasma membrane. The transcript is spliced from 26 exons. Gene Ontology annotation, molecular function: integrin binding. The coding region runs from base 115 to 3687 and encodes 1190 amino acids. Gene Ontology annotation, biological process: integrin-mediated signaling pathway; cell-matrix adhesion; leukocyte migration. Lineage: Eukaryota; Metazoa; Chordata; Mammalia; Carnivora; Canidae.
GGAGGGGGGUGGCGAGGAGAGGGACUGCGAGGCCCCUUCAGACCUGCGGGACUCGAGAUCGGAGAGCCGCCGUGGGAGACCUGGGGCUCCGGCACCAGCGAGUGUUUUGCGCUCAUGGGGAGCGCGCCCAGCGUUCGCCGCAUGGCGGGGGCUCGGGGCCGUGGUCCCUGGGGGGCCCCCGGGAUCCGAUGCCUUCUUGGCUCCCUGCUGGCCGCGCUGCUCGCCCCGGGGGCUGUCGCCUUCAAUCUGGACGUGACGGGCGCCCUGCGCAAGGAGGGCGAGCCGGGGAGCCUCUUCGGCUUCUCGGUGGCUCUGCACCGGCAGCUGCAGCCCCGACCCCAGAGCUGGCUGCUGGUGGGUGCUCCGCAGGCCCUGGCUCUGCCUGGGCAGCAGGCGAAUCGCACCGGAGGCCUCUUUGCUUGCCCCCUGAGCCUGGAAGAGACUGACUGCUACAGAGUGGACAUCGACCGUGGAGCUGAUGUGCAGAAGGAGAGCAAGGAGAACCAGUGGUUGGGAGUCAGCGUUCGGAGUCAGGGACCUGGGGGGAAGAUUGUCACCUGUGCGCACCGGUACGAGGCGCGGCAGCGAGUGGACCAGAUCCUGGAGACCAGGGAUGUGAUCGGCCGCUGCUUCGUGCUGAGCCAAGACCUGGCUGUCCGCGAUGAGCUGGAUGGCGGGGAGUGGAAGUUCUGUGAGGGGCGCCCCCAGGGCCACGAACAGUUUGGGUUCUGCCAGCAGGGCACAGCUGCCGCCUUCUCCCCCGACAGCCACUACCUCCUCUUUGGGGCCCCAGGAACCUAUAACUGGAAGGGCACCGCCAGGGUGGAGCUCUGUGCGCAGGGCUCGGUGGACCUGGCGCACCUGGACGACGGGCCCUACGAGGCGGGGGGAGAGAAGGAGCAGGACCCCCGCCUCAUUCCGGUCCCUGCCAACAGCUACUUUGGGUUGCUCUUUGUGACCAACAUUGAUAGCUCAGACCCUGACCAGCUGGUGUAUAAAACUUUGGAUCCCGCUGACCGGCUCCCAGGACCAGCCGGAGACUUGGCCCUGAAUAGCUACUUAGGUUUCUCCAUUGACUCGGGGAAGGGUCUGGUGCGUGCAGAGGAGCUGAGCUUUGUGGCAGGGGCCCCCCGUGCCAACCACAAGGGAGCUGUGGUCAUUCUGCGCAAAGACAGCGCCAGCCGCCUGGUGCCCGAAGUCAUGCUGUCUGGGGAGCGCCUGACAUCUGGCUUCGGCUACUCACUGGCUGUGGCCGAUCUCAACAACGAUGGCUGGACAGACCUGGUAGUGGGUGCCCCCUACUUCUUUGAGCGCCAAGAAGAGCUGGGGGGUGCUGUCUAUGUGUACCUGAACCAGGGAGGUCACUGGGCUGGGGUGUCCCCUCUCCGGCUGUGUGGUUCCCCUGACUCCAUGUUCGGGAUCAGCCUGGCUGUCUUGGGAGACCUCAACCAAGACGGCUUUGCAGAUAUUGCUGUGGGGGCUCCCUUUGAUGGGGAUGGGAAAGUCUUUAUCUACCAUGGGAGCAGCCUAGGGGUUGUCGUCAAACCUUCCCAGGUGCUGGAGGGUGAGGCUGUGGGCGUAAAGAGCUUUGGCUAUUCCCUGUCGGGUGGCCUGGAUGUGGAUGGGAACCAUUACCCGGACCUGCUGGUUGGCUCCCUGGCCGACACUGCUGUGCUCUUCAGGGCCAGACCCGUCCUUCAGGUCUCCCAUGAGGUCUUCAUCGCUCCCCGAGCCAUUGACCUGGAGCAGCCCAACUGCGCUGCUGGCCACUUGGUCUGUGUGGACCUGAGGGUCUGUUUCAGCUACAUCGCAACACCCAGCAGCUACAGCCCUAUUGUGGCCCUGGAUUAUGUGUUAGAUGGGGACACAGACAGGAGGCUCCGGGGCCAGGUCCCCCGUGUGACCUUCCUGAGCCGUGGCCCAGACGACCCCAAGCACCAGUCUUCAGGCAUUGUGUGGCUGAAGCACCAGCAUGACCGAGUCUGUGGAGACACCAUGUUCCAGCUACAGGAGAAUGUCAAAGACAAGCUUCGGGCCAUUGUGGUGACUCUGUCCUACAAUCUUCAGACCCCGCGGCUCCGGCGACAGGCUCCUGGCCAGGGGCUGCCCCCAGUGGCCCCCAUCCUCAAUGCUCACCAGUCCAGCACACAGCGGGCAGAGAUCCACUUCCUGAAGCAAGGCUGCGGCGAGGACAAGGUCUGCCAGAGCAAUCUGCAGCUGGUCCGGGCCCGCUUCUGCGCCCGGGUCAGCGACUCGGAGUUCCAGCCUCUGCCCAUGGAUGCGGAUGGGACAACAGCCCUGUUUGCCCUGAGUGGGCAGCCCGUCAUUGGCCUGGAGCUCACGGUCACCAACCUGCCCUCGGAUCCAGCCCAGCCCCAGGCUGAUGGGGAUGAUGCUCAUGAAGCCCAGCUUCUGGUCACCCUCCCUGCCUCUCUGCACUACUCAGGAGUCCGAGCCCUGGACCCUGUGGAGAAGCCGCUCUGCGUGUCCAACGAGAAUGCCUCCCAUGUGGAGUGCGAGCUGGGGAACCCCAUGAAGAGAGGUGCCCAGGUCACUUUUUACCUCAUCCUUAGCACCUCAGGGAUCACUAUUGAGACCACAGAGCUGGAAGUGGAGCUGCUGUUGGCCACGAUCAGUGAGCAGGAGCUGCACCCCAUCUCCGUCCGAGCGCGUGUCUUCAUUGAGCUGCCACUGUCCAUUGCAGGGGUGGCCGUUCCCCAGCAGCUCUUCUUCUCUGGUGUGGUGCGCGGUGAGAGCGCCAUGAAGUCUGAGCGGGAUAUAGGCAGCAAGGUCAAGUAUGAGGUCACGGUCUCCAACCAAGGCCAGUCACUUAACACCCUGGGCUCUGCCUUCCUCAACAUCAUGUGGCCCCAUGAGAUUGCCAAUGGGAAGUGGCUGCUGUACCCCAUGCGAGUGGAGCUGGAGGGCGGGCAGGGGCCCAGGCGGAAGGGCCUCUGUUCCCCAAGGCCCAACAUCCUCCAUCUGGAUGUGGACAGCAGGGAUAGGAGGCGGCGGGAACUGGAGCAGCCCAAGCAGGAGGAGCAUCCUGAGCAUCUGGAGCCCAGCACAUCCUGGUGGCCAGUGUCCUCUGCUGAGAAGAAGAAAAACAUCACCCUGGACUGUGCCCGGGGCACUGCCAACUGUGUGGUGUUCAGCUGCCCUCUAUAUAGCUUUGACCGCGCCGCUGUGCUGCAUGUGUGGGGCCGCCUCUGGAACAGCACCUUCUUGGAGGAGUACUCAGCUGUGAAGUCCCUGGAAGUGACUGUCCGAGCCAAUAUCACCGUGAAGUCAUCUAUCAAGAACUUGGUGCUUAGAGAUGCCUCCACAGUGAUCCCAGUGAUGGUUUACCUGGACCCCGUGGCUGUGGUGGCAGAAGGAGUCCCCUGGUGGGUCAUCCUCCUGGCUGUGCUGGCAGGACUACUGGUGCUGGCGCUGCUGGUGCUGCUCAUGUGGAAGAUGGGAUUCUUCAAGCGGGCACGGUACCCCGAGGCCACUGUGCCCCAGUACCACGCGGUGAAGAUCCCGCGGGAAGACCGGCAGCAGUUCAAGGAGGAGAAGACAGGCACCAUUCUGAGGAACAACUGGGGCAGCCCCUGCCGGGAGGGCCCCGAUGCACACCCCAUCCUGGCUGCAGAUGGGCACCCUGAGCCAGGCUCCGAUGGGCAUCCCAUGUCAAGCACUGCCUAGCUCGCUGUGUCCCCUCCACCCUUUCCUCGGACAUGGCUCCUUGGGAUGAAGAUGGUAGAGUGGGUUGCUGGUGUCCCAUCAGGAUGAGGCAUAGGUGUCUCCCUGCACCCUUACAAGGAGCGCCCCCCAACACUCCCCCUUAGAACACUGAGAUGAGGGCAGUAUAUCAGGAAGGGGCUGUGGGACAGGGGAAGGGCAGAGAUGUCCUGACGCAAAAGUGGGAGCAGGGACCUCGAUUCCUCCCUCUCCAUUUACCCCGUUUAACAGGGCCCCAAGGACUUGUCCCCCUGAAAGUGCCUUAAGCCCAGAGGGGUGGGGAGGAGGUUGUGUUGCUGACUCAGGGGCUCUUUCCUGUCUCUUCUGACCUUAGUUUGGUGCAUCAAUCUAGUGGAUUUUGUCUAUUUAUUAAAAAAUAUUUCAGGACAAAA